Molecule: messenger RNA, 3460 nt
Organism: Zingiber officinale
Lineage: Eukaryota; Viridiplantae; Streptophyta; Magnoliopsida; Zingiberales; Zingiberaceae
Product: anaphase-promoting complex subunit 5-like
Exons: 21
Coding region: 153-2906 (917 amino acids)
Biological process (GO): protein K11-linked ubiquitination; anaphase-promoting complex-dependent catabolic process; positive regulation of mitotic metaphase/anaphase transition
Cellular component (GO): anaphase-promoting complex
Source: RefSeq, a predicted model, not a curated record
GCGAAUUACUCGGUGCGAAAAGUAUUGCGCUUUAGAAGUUGAAUUUCGAUGUGCGGCUGGGCGACGAAAGUAAUUUCCGCCAGGAGAAACCCUCGUCCAGUCGUCCUCGUCGCUUCUCCGUUCGCUCGCUGCGAUUGUGAACUCCACCGGAAAUGAGUCCGGUCAUGGGUGGCGUAGGAAGCACGAAGGAGGGCGGCUCCGAGGUGUUCGACAUCACCCCCCAUAAGAUCGCCGUCUGCCACCUCGUUCAGCUUUUCGCUCAGCCACCUUUGCACUGCACUCGCCAGUCCAUCUCGGAACACCAGCGACUCGGUCUCUUCCUUUUUUCGCUCACUAGGUCUUGUGAGGGUUUCUUUGAACCUACACUGGGAGAAUUUAUGAACCAGCUGAAGGCUGUUGAUCAUAUGGGUUGGCUUAGUACGGAUUUGAUUGCCAACCUUUCGGCACUAUCCUCACCAGAUGAUCUAUUUAAUUUUUUUGAUAAGCUGCGAGGCGUACUUUCCAGUCCUGAAGGAUCUUCGAUGGAAGAUGAACAGAUCUAUUUGGAUCCAAAUGGUCACUUGGGGAUCUUUCUGAGGUGUUGCAUACUGGCCUUCAAUAUGCUAUCUUUUGAGGGAGUUUGCCAUCUUUGGACAAAUUUAGCAGCAUACUGUAACUCAAAUGGUUCUAUGGAUGAAUUGGCUGAAGAGAACGAUUUUGAUGAAUCAGAAAACCAUGAACUGCAAGAGUAUCCAGAACUUGAUUGCGAGCCUGCUGAGCUCGAUGAAUAUAGCCUAGAAAACACUGCACAAGCUUCAGAAAAUUUGCUAAAUGUUAGGGCAAAGUUACUUUCUAGUUUUCCUGAAGAUAACCAGACUUCUUUUGAUCUGAAGAUGAAGCAUGUUGAUGAUACUGCACAAAGUGGUGGGCUUAUUCCUUUAUUGCAUAAUUUCAGACGAGAUGAUAGUUUAGGAAUCCUUCGAUCAAGGUGGCAAAUAGAAGGCUACCUGAAUGUUCAAGCUGAUUUGCUUGAGAAGAAUGCGGCGUCAUUUCCCUUAAAUUCACUUGCGGCUACUCUAAAGCAAUUACAAAAGCUUGCUCCAGAACUUCAUCGUGUUCAUUACUUGCAAUACUUAAAUGCUCUUUAUCAUGAUGAUUAUGUUGCUGCUUUAGACAGCCUGCACUGCUACUUCGACAACAGUGCAGGGAUGGAAGGACUUUUUAAUAGAUCAGCUGCUCCGUCCUCUGAAUUUGAGGUUGGGAAAUAUGAAACUGCUUUGCUAUGUCUGGGCUCGCUGCAUAGUCAUUUUGGCCAUCCUAAGAAAGCUUUGGAGGCUCUAACUGAAGCAGUAAGGGUCUCACAACAGAACAAUGACGAUGCAUGCCUUGCUUACACAUUGGCAGCUAUAUGCAAACUAUUGUCCGAAGUAGGAGUUUCAAAUAUGACUGGAAUUAUUGGUUCCCCAUAUUUACUGGGCACUUCUACUGGUCUUGCUACACCAUUAUCCACCCAGAAACAAUUGCUUGUGCUUCUUAAGAGAUCGCUUGGUAGGGCUAAUCAUCUAAAGCUCACAAAUCUGUUAGCCUUCAAUCGGCUUGCCUUGGCAAAAUUUGAUCUUAAGCAUGUGAAGAAACCAUUGAUCUCUUUUGGUCCCAAAGCUUCUAUGAAGCUUAAAACAUGCCCAAUAAGUGUCUGCAAGGAGCUAAGGUUAAGUUCCAAAGUGUUAAGUGAAUUUGGAGCAGAUGGGAUUUUGCAACUAAACGACACUGGUGCUUUUAGCACUUCAUGGCUUAAGAACCUAACAACUGUUGAUAAUCCAUGGCUCAAGUCACAUAUGUCCAGGAGCUUGUCAGCUAAUGAUUUUGAUGUGUUUCAGUUUCAUGGACAGCCCAGUCCUAUUCCUGGGUCUGUCUUGCAAUUGGCUGGUGCGUCUUAUUUGCUUAGGUCCACAGCAUGGGAAUACUAUGGCAGCUCUCCGUUGGUUCGGAUGAAUGCUUUGGUUUAUGCAACGUGCUUUGCUGAUGUUGCAAGUUCAUCAGAGUUGUCACUGGCAUAUGCAAAACUAAUACAACAUUUGAGUGUAUUCAAAGGAUAUACUGAAGCAUUAAAUGCACUGAAGUUUGCAGAAAAGAAAUUUUUUUCUUUAUCAAAUCAACACAUCCAGCUUCUUAAGCUACAGCUUCUUCAUGAGCGAGCUUUACACAGGGGGAAUUUGAAGGCUGCUCAACAAAUUUGUGAUAAGUUUGGAGUUCUUGCUUCAUCUGUUUCUGGAGUGGAUAUGGACCUUAAGACAGAGGCUGGUCUUCGAAAUGCACGAACUUUACUUGCAGCAAAUCAGUUUAGCCAAGCAGCUGCAGUUGCAAGCAAUCUGUUCUCCACAUGCUACAAGUUUAACAUGCAGAUUGAGAAUGCCACUGUUCUUCUUUUGCUUGCUGAAAUUCAUAAGAAAGCUGGUGACACUGUCCUUGGACUGCCUUAUGCAUUAGCAAGUUUAUCAUUCUGCAAAAUAUUUAAUUUAGAUUUGCUUAAAGCAUCAGCCACUGUCAUACUUGCUGAAUUAUGGCUUGCUCUUGGAUCAAGUCAUGCAAAGAAGGCAUUGUCCCUCGUUCAUCUUGCUCUUCCUCAGAUUCUAGGUCAUGGAGGUCUUGAGCUGCGUGCACGAGCCAACAUUGCACUAGCAAAAUGUCUUUUAUCUGACCCAACCUUCUCAAUUUCGGAAGACCCUGAUUCAGUGCUAGAUCCUCUAAGCCAAGCUUCUGAAGAACUGCAAAUUCUGGAGUACAACGAAAUGGCUGCCGAAGCUUUCUAUUUGAUGGCCAUCGUAUAUGACAAGCUUGGAAGGCUAGAUGAGAGAGAAGAGGCAGCAUCUUCUUUCAGAAAACAUCUGCUUGCACUUGAAAAUCCAGAAGAUGAAGAGGAUUUGUAAACUGGCAGGACUGUGCCAUCAUGGCUUGACAAACUAAGAAUCAAGGAGAGUAGAUCCUCUGGAACAGCAGUUACUGGUGGGAGUUACCUACUAUAUAGCAUUGCGCAUGAACCGUAGUUGAGUUAUUUCUGACAGUCUGAUCAAUUAUAUUACAUGAUGUUGAGGGAGGCGGUUCUAAUGUCAGCAUGCAUAAACAGCUAUUUUCUGCCUUGUCUAAUGCAAAUGGAAGACGCUCCUCCAUUGCCCACCCCAAGCCUUAUAGAAGGUUAACUAUUUUCUGCCUUGGAGUCUACCGUGAUUUUCAGACAAUGUCUAAUCAUAAAAUAUUUUACUAAACUGAUUCUUUUUUUUUUUUUUUUGGGCGUGUCCAUUUUAAUUAUGUAUCGAAGUGAACCCACAUGUUCGGUGACAAGUCAAACUAGAGCCUAAUUAACCGUGUUUUGUCUUCAUUUGUCAUGUAGCAGCAGCUACACAAAAAAACAGAGCAAUUAUUGUCUGCUGUCAUGGUGUAUAGUUAUAAGAAUCGUAUUGAAAAUUUGAUUGAAAAUUGAUCU